AUGGUAUUGAGAACCAUAUCCGAAGGCUUAUCGGAUGCAAUAUCAGACUAUAUCUCUUCAAACCCUGCCUCAAAAUCAAACCAUGAAAAUGCAUCUCAGUACCUCCCUGGCGGGAAUACUCGCUCGGUUCUGUAUACCUCACCAUUUCCCAUAACUUUCGUUUUUGCCAAUGGUAUAACAUUAUCUUCAGCCGAUGGGUGCACUUAUCUUGACUUCUUAGGAGAAUAUACAGCUGGGUUAUUCGGACAUUCGAACGAACAGAUUAAAAACGCUAUUCAAGAUGCUGUAGAAAGUGGGUGGGGGUUUGGUGGCGUUGGAGUAUGGGAAGGACAAUUGGCGAGGCGGGUUUGUGAAAGAUUUGGGAUUGAAAGGUGUAGGUUUACUAAUAGCGGGACUGAAGCAAAUUUGAUGGCUAUCGCGGUGGCGAAGGUCGUUACUCACAAGAAGAAGAUACUGGUCUUUGGAGGUGCAUAUCACGGUUCUGUGCUCGCUUUCCCAAGCACCGAAUUACAAUCUCCAUUAAAUGUGCCACAUGAAUUCAUUGUCGGUCCUUAUAAUGAUAUCAAAUACAUUCAAUCCCUUCAAAAAGACCUCACAAUCACAAAUGACCUCGCCGCAAUCUUAGUCGAACAGAUGCAAGGCGCAGGGGGUUGUCACGCCGCAUCACCUGAAUUCCUUCAAUCCCUUAGAGAAUUAGCAGAUAAUACCAAAUCUAUUCUCAUCUUUGACGAAGUCAUGACGAGUAGACUUCACCCAGGCGGCCUCCAAUCAUAUCACGGUGUAAAACCUGAUAUGACGACUCUAGGGAAAUACCUAGCUGGAGGUUCAAGUUUUGGAUGUUUUGGUGGGAAAGAGGAAAUUAUGAAAGCAUUCGACGAGGGAAGGAGCGAUGGGGGGUUGGUGUUAAGCCAUCCAGGAACGUUUAAUAAUAAUGUUAUUAGUAUGAGAGCUGGAUGCGUGGCUCUUGAGAUACUUACGGAUGAUGUUCUGGUGGAAAUGAAUACUCUAGGCGAAGGGAUGAGGAAGGAGUUGAAUGAAUUGUGUAUAAAUUAUGGAGUUCAAGAGAGAAUGUGGGUUACAGGUGUGGGGAGUCUGAUGGCUUUGCAUUUCGGAGAGAGGAAGGAGGGAGAUGAUUUCAGGGAGUAUGUGGAGGUGAAGGAUAAGGAUGCCGAGGACUUGUUUUGGUUUUGGAUGAUUGAAAAUGGUGUCUACCUUGCGAGAAGGGGGUUUGUGGCGUUGACAAUUGAACAUAGAAAAGAGCAUGUUGAGAGGUUCUUGGAAGUUGCGGAGGGGUUUCUGAAGACAUGGGCUCAUGUAUUUCGGUAG
Orbilia oligospora ATCC 24927 is the source of this 1326-nucleotide messenger RNA. RefSeq lists its product as uncharacterized. NCBI's taxonomy places the organism in Eukaryota, Fungi, Ascomycota, Orbiliomycetes, Orbiliales, Orbiliaceae. The coding region runs from base 1 to 1326 and encodes 441 amino acids. The transcript is spliced from 2 exons. The record is from RefSeq and is a predicted model, not a curated record. Gene Ontology annotation, molecular function: pyridoxal phosphate binding; transaminase activity.